UCAUUCCCUCCUUUGCCCGGGGGGCCCCCUUCCCGGCCAGACGGCGGGACACACGGCUGGGUGUGCAGCGACCUCGAACCCGUGAGCCAGAAAGCAGAGCUUCUGCGUCCCAGGGACUCCAGCACACACCAUGGCGGACUCUGAGCGUCUCUCGGCCCCCGGCUGCUGGUUAGCCUGCACCAGCUUCUCGCGCACCAAAAAGGGAAUUCUCCUGUUCGCUGAGAUUAUACUGUGCCUGGUGAUUUUGAUAUGCUUCAGUGCGUCUACCACGUCGGCCUACUCCUCCCUGUCGGUGAUUGAGAUGAUCUUUGCCGCUCUUUUAUUUGUCAUCUACAUGUGUGACCUGCACUCCAAGCUGUCAUUCAUCAACUGGCCUUGGACUGUGAGAAAGGGGCCAGCAGUGCCGAGGCUGGGCAUGGGGGUGGGAAGUUGGAAUGGUCUGCAGCUCCGGGUUCUGAGGUCACCUUUUUCUCUGUCCACUUCACAGGACUUCUUCAGAUCCCUCAUAGCAGCCAUCCUGUACCUGAUCACCUCCAUUGUUGUCCUUGUAGAAGGAAGAGGCAGCUCUAGAAUCGUUGCUGGGAUACUGGGCUUACUUGCUACGUUGCUCUUUGGCUAUGAUGCAUACAUCACCUUCCCUCUAAAGCAGCAAAGACAUACAGCAGCCCCCACUGAUCCCACAGAUGGCCCGUGAUCGUCUUUCAGCUGUCUCUGCUACCUGUCAAUAGCUCCUCCAUCAAAAACUUCCUCUUGUCGGGUGGUGGUGGUGCACGCCUUUACUCCAAGCAUUCAGGAGGCAGAGGCAGGUGGAUCUCUGUGAGUUUGAGGCCAGGGCAACACAGUGAGAUUCUGUCUCUAAAACAAUACCUCCUCCGGUUUCCACAAGUCUCCAGCCAAUUCUCUGACCCCAUUGAAAGUGCUUAUGGUACAAGAGAUUGAACCUAGAGCCAUGUACAUCCUAGGCAAGCACUCUCCACUGAGCUACGUUCCUGUAAAAGUGCCUUUAUUGGGAGUUUUGUCUUCCAGCCUGCCAAUCAACCCACCUGGGUGUGGUCACCUUUAUGUGUGUGCCUAGAUUCCUCUUUGCUCUGCAGUACCAGCAGCUGACAAGAGUUCUGCUUGAACUGUAGCCCCACAUAAGCUACAAAAUGAGUGACCCACUACAAAUAACCUUUUUCUCUGUGUGGGGUGAGCUGUGAAGGGCUAAAUAAGCAAUAAAAAUAUUGUUAAAGUCUACAA
Molecule: messenger RNA, 1239 nt
Organism: Arvicanthis niloticus (Nile rat)
Lineage: Eukaryota; Metazoa; Chordata; Mammalia; Rodentia; Muridae
Source: RefSeq, a predicted model, not a curated record